UUCACAGGGUCGAAUGUAACCCACAUUUUGCAUCGUUUGGAUCCAGCAUGUUUAUCUUUCUGAUUUGUGUCUGUGGGUCUUUGUUUGGUGUUAGUGCUGACAAUUUAGUCGAGACUGGAUGGUGGGACCCGACUCUGGAAUCAUUUUAUGCCAUACCUGAAACCAAUACUUUGUCGGAAAGAGAAGGUCUUACUGCGACUGGACAUGAAAAGGACAAUGCAAAUCCGUGGGAUGAAGUUGGUGUUUGGGGAAUUUGGGAUUAUUAUGGAAAACAAGUUAUCACUGUAACUUUCCUUGCACUCUACCUACUUGUCACGCUUUACUUCAAAGACAAACUUGUCGAGACAAAAUGCAACUCGUGGGGCAAAUAUGGAUUUCAAGAAUGGGAGUUUCACGCCGAACCAAGACUUGUUGCAGCAAUUCAAUCGGAUCCCAGCAUGCGGAGCGAAUUUUUGGACUUGUUCCGUCUCAUGAAACGAAUCAGGGACGAGGAGGAUGACGAUUCCUCAUCAGACGAAAAGGGAUACAUGUCCCAAUACGAGGCAGAGUUGUCCUAUGUAAAUGAAAUGUGCCCAAGAAAAGCCUUCUUCUACGGAAUGGCUCCACGCCACAAUGAAGCCGUCAUAGCGCUAAUGAGACUUUUUGUUGCUCAACCAUCCCCAACACAUCUUCAUUUCGUCGCCAAAUCAAUCCUUCUCAGUAAAAAAGUCAAUCCAAAAGUUUGGUAUUUGGCCCUACUCGGAGCAUCCAUAGAACGUCCUGAUAUGCUCGGUUUUCCAUUAGCUCAUCCUCUCGACGCUGUGCCGGACAUGUUCGUUGCGGCACAUUUGUUACAGGACGACGACAAAUGGCGACAUGACUUAAACCCGGUCAAUCGCACAAAAACUAAUAAAUCGCACAGUAAGAAAUACAAAGGCAAGAAAAAGGGCGAGAAAACUCGUCAAACGCGAUCUGUUCUUGAUGAUAGAACAAUAAGUUCGGCAGAAAUUGCGGAAUUAUUUGCGCCAAAAAAUGAUACAAAAAUUAAGAAGAAACCAACGAAAAGUAGACACUCUAUUAGGAAAGAUAGUGAUGAUGGUGACGAGUGUCUCGUAGUGGACGGCUCUAUCGGCAAGGACAAUGGGAUUGAAAGCGUUCUCUGGUAUUUUAGAGAAGAUAUGAUGUUGAACCAGCAUCACUUAUAUUGGCAUCAAACCUACCCAGUUAACGCGACACGACACCCAGACCGACGUGCUGAACAAUUUUUCUACAUGCACCGAUCCAUGUUGGCAAGAUACAAUGCGGAACGGUUUUCAAACGGGUUGGAGAGAACUGCGGAACUAAAAAUUCAACACGGAGCGAUAAUCUUUGAAGGAUAUAAUUCACAUUUGGCAGAUAUCAACUCGGGAAAAUUUUGGACACCGAGACCACACUUUACUCCCAUUUCUGAUGCCAAUCAUUUUCAUGAUCCCGAUAUCGUGCGCAACAUUACGGUCAAUCAAAUUAACUCCAUAAUCCGAAGGUUUCUUAAGGGAAUAAAGUUGGGAAAAUUAAAGUCGAGGAAAGGUUCACUCGCUAUCAACAACAAGAACGGACGAGGAAUAGAACCCUUGGCCAAUACGCUUGAGGCCUCCUCCCUCUCGAUAAAUCCACUCUUUUACGAUGCCUUUGGACUGCACAACCUCGGCCAUCAAAUCAUCGGUUUGGCAGUUGACCCCGACUUUCAGAAGCAUCUCCCCACCGGAAUAAUGUCUGAGGCGGCUGUUUCGAUGCGGGACCCAGUUUUUUAUACGUAUCACACCAUAAUUGACAACCUCUUUGAAAAAUUUAAAGAAACGUUACCGCCAUAUCAAAUCACUGGGGGUGCAUAUCCUCUCCUUUGGAAUGGCGUGAAAAUUACGGGAGUAGAAAUUAUCGCGAGUGAACAGAACGAAAUUCACACAUUUUACAGUCAAACCAAGUUUCCCUUAGCGGGUGGCGUUGAUGGGAGUGUCGACAAAGGAGAAAAGGUUGACGUCUGUGCUACACAUUUGAACCAUGAACCAUUCCUGUUCAAAAUUACUAUCGAUAUGAAACCCUGUGUAGAUAGCAAAUCUGGCCUGGCCACGGUCCGAAUAAUGCUCGCACCGAGAUACAACGAACAUGGUGAAAGACUAAAACUUGUCGAACAGCGUCGUCUAAUUUUUCCACUGGAUACAUUUCAGGUCAAGUUGAAAGUUGGUCGGAACGUGAUAACGCGACAUGAUGUUGAUUCCAGCCUGACAAUUCCAUGGUCAAAAAGUUUGCAUGACUUUGAACACGGUCCUGUUUCUGAAGCUGCUGAUUAUUGUGGUUGUGGGUGGCCAAAACAUCUCUAUAUUCCGAAGGGAAGCAAGAAAGGAACCGUUUUCGAUUUAUUCGUCAUGGUCACCAACUUUGAUCACGACUUUGUCCAAGACAGUCCACGAGACUUGAAAAUUCCUGAACCCUGCAAUUCCGCUUACAUAUUUUGUGGCCGACCUAUGCGUCGAUAUCCUGACGCAAAACCGAUGGGCUAUCCAUUUGACAGGCCUGUUUAUCAGGUCCCAACGUUUGAUAAGUCUUGCACGCCAGGCAGCUUGUUGUGCUCGUUGAAAGCUACUGCUUUACCUGUGUUGGAGGAAUAUGUGGCAACCGUUUCAAAUAUGGAAAUGAUUUCGAUUCUUGUUAAACAUGUUGACAAAAAAUCAAAGAAAACCAAGCGAGAAAUAUAAAUAUAAAUUAUGACUUAAAUUAAUUCUUGAUUCAAACUAUAACAUAAAUUAUUAAUGCAAAUGUAAAUUUUCAAUGUAAUCCCAACGAGACUGAUAAGUUAUUUGAACUUUAAUACCCUUACAGAUGCUUACUCAUGUAUAUUUAAUGCAAAUAUAUUGCACAUUAGCAGAUGAAAGUAGCUUGCGAAUUGCAAGGCGUGCAGUUCAUUUCCAGUGUAGAUGCUGCAUGCAAUAAAAUCGUGCCACUAUUUCACA
Folsomia candida is the source of this 2966-nucleotide messenger RNA. Its product is annotated as hemocyanin G chain-like. The record is from RefSeq and is a predicted model, not a curated record. NCBI's taxonomy places the organism in Eukaryota, Metazoa, Arthropoda, Collembola, Entomobryomorpha, Isotomidae. The transcript is spliced from 14 exons. Gene Ontology annotation, molecular function: oxidoreductase activity. Bases 48 to 2711 code for a protein of 887 amino acids.